Molecule: messenger RNA, 2776 nt
Organism: Trichogramma pretiosum
Lineage: Eukaryota; Metazoa; Arthropoda; Insecta; Hymenoptera; Trichogrammatidae
Exons: 7
Coding region: 1194-2591 (465 amino acids)
Source: RefSeq, a predicted model, not a curated record
GCUAAUAUGUUUAUUAUUCAUAUCUGUACGUAGAUAACCAAGGUACAGUUGAUCAAGUACGAUUUCUGGACGCACGCCCAUAAGAUCCCAUGUUAAAAACGCAACUUUUACAUUAAUCGUUCUCGAAAGUUAGUUCGACGACCGAGGCUGAAAUUUUGGGGAAAUAUCAAGGAAGUCACAAAAAACAAUUCCUUAAAUAUUCAAAACGAUCUAUUAAUUUUCGAUUCAUCGCCCAACUACCUUAAUAUAGGUUUUACAAUACUAUGAGGUUUAGGCAUUAAUUAGACCUAUGAAAAUAUCAAAUAAAAUUAGACUUAGAAAAAUUAAAAAAUUAAGUUCAUUGGAAAUUACAGGCAUGAACUGUUCUAAUUUAAAAUCUAAGUUUUUCUCCUCUUUUAACAUAAGUAGUUCUUUUCUGCGUUGGUAUAAUCUUUUUUUUAUCUUAGCGUAAUUUCAUUUUGCUUCCAGACAAUUGUGAGCUGAAGUUAACUUCUUCGUAACUGAAAAUCAGUAUGGACAAGAAAGGCAUGAAAAUUGAAUUCAUAGAAAAGAAUUGGGUUAAAUCAAGAUAAUUAUUAUCCUUGAGAAGAGGAAAUAUUUUGCCUAUUUUACGUAUCGAAAGAAUUAAUUUGCAUGUGUACACGAGCGUAAAAAAAACAAAAAUAAACAUUACAAUUAAUAUUAAUAGAAACAAAUAUUGGUUUUAAAAUAAAAAAGUCAGGAAUCAAUGUAAAAAGUUUUCAGCUUUGGGUUCUAAGUCCCGGUCAGAAGAGCCUGAUAGAUGCCAUCUACAGAGAUUAUACUUAACUUCUUAAUAGAAACUACAACAAAAUUGAUGUUUUGGCUUGAAGAUAACUGACGUAUCUCAGUUUAUACUAGCAAACGACAAAUUCAAUAAUUGCUGCAAAUUUUCGCUUGAAAAAUUCUAAUACAUCAUAAAUUUUCAAUAAAAAGAAGAAGAGUAAUGUUGUUCAUUCUUUCUAAUUGAUAUACACGAAUCCUUGAAAUCAACUUAACUGUAAAAAAAUAUUAAUUAGUUAUUAUCAAGUAAUUACGAAACUUCUAAAGUGAGAGAACAGUGCCAGUUAUUGCUACUGACGAAGUAUUAUAAUAAGCCCUUCUAAUGCUAAUGUUGACUAUUGGAUUUGUUCGAAGGGAACCGAAAAAAUCUUCAAAUCUCAUGAAAGUACAAAAUGUUUCUUUUUGGAAAUACUACGUCAAACGUCAAUGUAGCAUCAAAAAUUAACGAUAAGCAAAACGCACAAGAAGACUCAACCACGCGCAUUAAUCGACUUUCUACGGAGGAGGAUGAUUCGUUAAAGACGAAUAACUAUGCACUGGCCAGGAGUUGCAGUACCAAUAGCGGCAGCAGCAGUGGAAUUAGCAGCUGCCAAAACGAGACAUUAUGUGCUUUCGUACAGAAUAGUCAAGCCGUUGAUGGCGAGAGUUUUUGUUCGAGCUCGACUGACGAAAUAAUCGAGCUGAGAUCGCUCAAUGAGACGGUUUUGCAUCAUCACGAAUCGCCGGAAGACGAUGAAAACAUCGAUAACAAUGACGACGUAUUCGAAACAAGGCGAGCUUUUUGUUACACACCCGAACGCCUGGUGCGCUCGCAACAGUACAGAAUCGUGUCCAGCACGCCACCCUGUCAGCCGAGCUUUGACAGUCUCUGGCCGCAGGCUCGCCGAGAAUUCGAUCGCAAUUACCAAAACUGCAUUAUCGACGCUGUCCAGCGGGAUUAUGGACUUGUCAAAGCUGCCGACUUAUCUGCACACGAAUCACCGACUAAUUACACAGGAUGUGGAAGGUCCAGCUUUAAAAUUGAAGGUCGUAAAAACUACCAACAUCACCAGAAUCCGAGAGAGCAGAACAAUGAUUUUUUCCAGAGAGAUAAAAGUAGCACGACAGAAAAAAAUCAAGUUACCGGUAUACCGUUUGCUACUUUCAGAGCCGAGCACGAUCGUGAAGAUCUCGCUUACGUAUCGUUCGAGUACGAUUUCACGCCUAAUAACCAGUUCAGUAAUUUAAAGAUCAACGAAGUAACGUCAAUUCUGUCUGAAUUGGAAACGAAUCCGAAUCUUGCGAAACAGCUGUUACUGGAGGAUGAAGAUCGGUUCCUUACUUGUUCAGGUUCUCGACACGAUUGUUUAACUAGAUUGCUUCUAACCAUUGAGCCUGACCAACAACAGCAGCAAACGGGAAUUAUUCAAACUUUGACACCUCGCUUAAUUGAAAAAAUCAAGGUAUUUCCUCAACCUGGGUCAGCUGAAACGCUGACUGUUGAGCGACCGAAUCCUUGUGUCCUUGGAUUAAAAAAAUUAUACGAAAAAAUAGAGCGAUUGAAGAGUUCUGGAUGUCAACUAAAGAAGGAGAUAGAUAAACUUAAGGCAGAUUUUUCGAACGACGAAGAGAUCCUCGACACUCUUUUAGGUGGAGUUAUCAAAUUUCGAAAUGAGAUGUACGAAUUUAAGUUCACAAACGAUCUCGUGAAACUUUUAAAAGGUGAUCUUGAAAAAGUAUCAAACAGAAAUUGGCCUUUUAAAACAGGCCACACCAGUUACGGAACCAAAGAGUUAAAUUUUAUAAUAUAGUUCAUCAAAGUCAGCACGUGUACAUUUUCAUCAACUAUUGAUCAUCAAUAAAUGAUUUAUAUGUACAAGAUUAUUUGUUUUUUUCUGCUGUAUCUGUAACAAUCGAGGCAGCGCAAUUGUUUUUAUUGUUAACGUAACAAACAUGAUUUACUUAUAUCAAAUAAAAGUAACCGUUUUUAGAAAAA